This is a messenger RNA of Phascolarctos cinereus (koala), 5392 nucleotides long. It is a transcript of the gene SEMA4D, whose product is annotated as semaphorin 4D. Gene Ontology annotation, cellular component: plasma membrane. Gene Ontology annotation, molecular function: semaphorin receptor binding; chemorepellent activity. Lineage: Eukaryota; Metazoa; Chordata; Mammalia; Diprotodontia; Phascolarctidae. The record is from RefSeq and is a predicted model, not a curated record. Gene Ontology annotation, biological process: positive regulation of cell migration; ossification involved in bone maturation; negative chemotaxis.
UCCUCCCCUUUCCCCUGGAGCUGUUCACCGCUAGGCAAUCUGGUUCUGGCUGGAGCUGCUGCUGCACUGAGCUUUCUCUACUCCACUUUCCUGCAGCGGCCAUACUGGGGGCAACCCAAACUUGCUACAUACUGGCACCAACUCCUCCUCCUCCUCCUCUUGCUGCUGUAACCGCCCCUAUUUCUAGUUCUAGCCACACACCGAGGAAUUAAACCUGCUUCAGUAGUCCUCGUCUAGGAUAGGGACUGGGAGAAACUAGAUGCUAAAGGGGAUUGAAGGAAAGAGAGAGUGUGGCAGUGUAAAAGCAAAAUUGUGGCGAGGAGGAAAGCGCAGGCGAAGAGGAAGUUUCUUCUUCUCAAGCAUCAGAGAGAGAACUGGGAGCACAGAGAGAAAACUUCUUGCUCAGAUCAGUCAAGCAUUAUUUAUUAAACACCUUCUAUGUUCCGGGAACUGUGCUAGGCUGCGGGGAUACAAAUGCAAAGAAUUAAUUCCCACUCAAAACCAACUUACAUUCUUGUGGAGGAGACAACAAGUAUAUAUAACCUCUCCUGAUGCAUUCCAUGACCAAAUGAUAUAGAGGUUGAGAAGAGACUCUACCUAUUCUAGUGAGUAAGAAGAAGCAUAUCCUUAUAUCUGGAUUUGAUCACUAGAUGGCUCCUCCCAGAACCUCCAUUUAAGAAGGAUGCCCAAGCCAGCCAUGUCCUCAUUCCUCUUCAGACUGCACUUCAGAUUUUACCAUGCCCCCCUGCCAGAUAAGAAGAUCUCUUAAGUUGUAUCCUGUUUCCAGAAAUAACCUGAAAGUUUGAAAUACUGCAAGGUGCAUUUUCUGUCAAGACCGUGGAGAAGAAUGUUCUUCAAAGACAACAUAAUAUUUAAGAAGAACCCCAUGUGUGGAGUUUCUUUUCAUCUGUCAUGCUGGAAAAGGAGUAUUCCUUCAGAGAAAUAACCUUUUGGAUACCUCCAUUUAUGAGUUUAUUUGCAUGUUAUUAAUUCUUACUUUGUUGCAUUCAACAAUUUUUCCCAGUGAUAUACAAUAAGCUGAAGACAUUUGCUCCUGCAGCUGUUCAACAGCUACCACCCCACGAAGAUGCUUAAUAUGGCUUUAAAUGGACUCUUCAUAGUUUUGGUUUUGUCAUUUGGAACAACAGUUGCUUUUGGUCCAAUACCUAGAAUCACUUGGGAGCAGAGAGAAGUACGUCUUAUACAUUUUCAGGAGCCAGGAAUCUCAAACUAUUCUACUUUGUUGCUAAGCAAAAUAAAAGACACUUUGUACAUAGGAGCCAGAGAAGUGAUUUUUGCUGUGAAUUCACUUAACAUUGCUGAAAAACAGCAUGAGGUAUACUGGAAAGUUACUGAAGAUAAAAAAGCAAAAUGUUCUGAAAAGGGCAAAUCUAAACAGACAGAGUGCCUCAACUAUAUCCGAGUCUUACAACUCCUUAAUGAUACUGUUCUAUAUGUGUGUGGUACUAAUGCAUUUCAGCCAACUUGUGAUCAUCUGCUUUUAAAAACGUUUGAACUUGUUGGUAAAAAUGAAGAUGGUAAAGGCAGGUGUCCAUUUGAUCCAGCACAAAGCUAUACAUCCAUUAUGGUUGAUGGGGAGCUUUACUCUGGGACAUCCUAUAAUUUCUUGGGAAGUGAACCCAUCAUUUCUCGAAAUUCUCCUCAAAGUCCCCUGAGAACGGAAUAUGCAAUACCUUGGCUUAAUGAACCUAGUUUUGUCUUUGCUGAUGUGAUCAGAAAAAAUCCGAAUAGCACAGAUGGAGAAGAUGACAAAAUCUACUUCUUUUUCACAGAAGUGUCUGUGGAGUAUGAAUUUUUUGGAAAAUUGAUGAUUCCCAGGAUAGCUAGAGUGUGCAAGGGGGACCAAGGAGGCUUAAGGACUUUACAGAAGAAAUGGACCUCCUUCCUAAAAGCCAGAUUAAUCUGUUCCAUACCAGAGAAUAACUUUAUCUUCAAUGUGAUCAAUGAUGUUUUUAUUCUCAAAUCUCCAGAUUUAAAAGAACCUGUGUUUUAUGCAGUUUUCACUCCACAAUUGAAUAAUGUGGGACUGUCAGCAGUGUGUGCAUACAACAUGUCCCUUGUGGAAGAAGUAUUCUCCAAAGGAAAAUACAUGCAGAGUGCUACUGUGGAGCAGUCCCAUACCAAAUGGGUCCGUUACAGUGGAGAGAUUCCCAAACCUCGACCAGGAGCGUGCAUUAACAAUGAAGCAAGAGCAGCCAACUACAGUAGUUCCUUGAACUUGCCAGACAAAACACUCCAGUUUGUGAAAGAUCACCCUUUAAUGGACGACUCUGUGUUUCCAAUAACAAACAGACCCAGGCUAAUAAAAAGAGAUGUGAAUUACACACAGAUUGUGGUUGAUAGGAUCCAGGCACUUGACAAGACAGUAUAUGAUGUCAUGUUCAUUAGCACAGACACAGGAGCUUUGCAUAAAGCAGUCAGCUCUGAAAAUGGCAUGCACAUCAUUGAGGAAACUCAACUUUUCCAAGACUUUGAACCAGUUCAGACCCUUCUGCUCUCUUCUAAGAAGGGCAAAAGGUAUAUCUAUGCUGGUUCCAAUUCUGGUGUGGUUCAGUCUCCUGUUGCUUUUUGUGAAAAACACAGCACAUGUGUAGAUUGUGUGUUAGCCAGGGAUCCCUACUGUGCUUGGAAUCCACGAAAAGCCUCAUGUGUUGCUAUCUUCAAAGAACAUGGCAGCAACAGCAGUUUGAUUCAGAAAAUGAAUGGUGAUGCAUCUUCUUGUACUGAUAAAGAUGAAAAAGUAAAAGAAAAUUACCUGCUGCAUUUUGGAGGCACAGCAGAACUAAAGUGUGCUCAAAAGUCCAACUUGGCCCAAGUAAUUUGGAAGUUCCAGAACGGUGUACUAAAGGUGGAGAGCCCCAAGUACCGCCUUGUGGGGAAGGCCUUGCUCAUAUUCAACUUAUCAGAAGGGGACAGUGGGGUUUAUCAGUGUUUAUCUGAAGAAAAGGUGAAGAAUAAGAAAUUCUCUCAAGUGAUUGCUAAGCAUGUUUUGGAGGUGAAAAAGAUCUCCCACACUACUACUGUGAGCCCUACCUUGACAGCAGCACAGACAGAAGGUAAAGGGAUUGCCCCAAAAAAGUCAGGCAUGACAACGAAAGGGCCUACUGCUCAGACUUCAGCCAUGUCAGUUAUGUGGGUAACGACUUCAAGCGUAGUAACACAACCUUCCAACCCUGUCUUAACAAGCACAGUCUCUGAACCAAAAAUCAUCAUCCAGUCUGUCCCUGAAGUUCAUUCAGAGAAGAGCCUGUACCUAAAGUCAAAUGAUAAUCGCUUUCUAAUGUUUCUCUUUUUAUUUUUUUUUGUUCUGUUUCUUUGUCUCUUCUCCUACAACUGCUAUAAGGGCUACCUUCCAGAACAGUGUUUAAAAUUUCGUUCAGUUAUGUUACUGGGUAGGAAAAAAACGAAGUCUGAUUUUUCUGAUUGUGAGCAGAGUGUGAAGGAAACUUUGGUGGAACAAGGAAGUUUUUCACACCAAAAUGGAGAACAACCGAAAUUAGCCUUGGAUACAGGCUACGAGACCGAACAAGACACCAUCACAAGCAAAAUGCAAACAGACAGAGAGGAUUCUCAGAAAAUAGAUGAUCUUCCUAUCAGAGACAAGCCCUUUGAUGUUAAGUGUGAACUGAAAUAUGCUGACUCAGAUGCUGAUGGUGACUGAAGGAGAAAUUCUUCUUUCUGUAAUGAAGGUAGCUGUGGUUUUUCACGGCACAGAAGUCUUUGGGUUGUGACAGUUCCUGUGCCAGAGGGCUUUCCACUAGACACAUUGAUUCAGUGUCAUCUAAAACCUAGUUCCUAGGGCAGGAUGCAUAUUCUUCAGAAAACUAUUUUUCAUUAUGUUUCUAUUUAACUGGGUCGCUCAUCUCAUCCAUCUCUCUCCUUCUUUCCUUUUCUCCCUUCCUCCUUGCCCUCCCCCGCCCACCUCCCUACCUUUCUCCCUCUUUUCCUUUUUAGGAAAAUGGUCAUUGUCAAAUCAAAUAAUCUUGGAGAGCUAUAGAUUGUGCUGAUUUAUUUCAGUUUUUUCCUAGCAAAGGGAAAGAAACAAAAAGAUUGACUUUACUUCAGUCUACAUGAGAAGAGAUUUACCUUUAGCUUCCCCUCAUUGUAGCAGCCUUUUAAAAAGAAAUAAUUUAAUUCCAGAUUGGAAAUGAAAUUUUAGUUUAUCAGAUUGGUAAAUUAUAGGUUAUUGUCCAAUUUGGGACUUAACUUUGCUUUCAUUGAUUGUGUUCCUUAUGUUUUAGUUUUAUUUGUUAGUAUAUCAGGACAUCUUAAAUUAGUUAAAUAGUGUUUUAAUUUACUUACGUACAGUCUCUCAUUUGAUCCUCAUAAGAAUAUUAUCUCUAUUUUACAGAUGAGGAAAUGGAGGCUCAGAGAGAUUAAAUAACUUGACAAUAGUCACACAGCUAGUAAUUUAAUUUUUAGAUGCUGCUGAAUCUCCUAGAUUUUAUUGUAGAUCAAAUCUGGGGUAAAAUCUGGUUUGGUUUGCAUAAGAGUCUCAGGGAAACUUGCUUACUAAAAGAUGCUUUAUUUUAUUUUUAUUUUGCUUUUAGACAUUUAGGCACAGAAAGCCUCUUGAGCAAAAAUAACCUUUUUUUUCUUUUUAUGAGGGGAACAUGGUUUUAAGAAAGGUUUUCUUUCUUCAUUUAAAAAUGUUUUUCAACAAAAACAAAUUGAAGACUGUCUGUCACCUUUGUGGAUUUUGAGCAAGAGUGAAAAGAAUGUUCCAGCCCAGCCUGUGUUUCCAAGUUUUGCUGACAGAUUAGGGACUACCAGCGCUGUGGAAGUAACGCAGAAAGACUGAUGCGGAGAAUUCAUUAUAGAGACUGGAGCCAUCAGAUGACUGAAACAGUGAAACAAAAAGGAAAAAAGAAAAUAAGGGGGUUUUGAGUGGAAAAGUUUCUUUUUGCUUAAAUCUCACCUACCCUAGAUUUUUCAAAUGACUUGUCAGCCCUUUCCCUACCAGAAAACAAGUUGGGAAUUGAUCAGUGAACUGAGUGGCUGAACUGUCCAAUAAAAAAUGCCUGUGAACAGAACUAUUAAUUCAUUCCAAAACUAUUUCACCCUAGCUCUUUGUACAGGUUUUAUUGUUCAGUAGCGUUUUAAUCAUUGUUUGCUUUACACUUUCUCUUUUUUGUAAAUACCUUUCAGAAAUAGUCAUUUUUCAUAGCAAGGAGCAAUAAACCCUGCUCUGUGUGUGUGUGCACGUUUGCACAUUUGAACUCAUUUUCCAAUUUAAUAUAAUUUGGAUCCUCUGAGUGUGAACAGUGUAUAUUUUAUAAGAUUCAUUUUUUAUUUUUUUAUUUUUGAAUUGUGUAUGUAUGAGAAGUGACAGAAUAAAUAAUAAACUGUUCUAUCCUUUGUUUGGGUGAAA